AUGUAAGGCUUUGAGAAGACAUAUUAUCAGUGCACCCACGUAAGGUCCUCCGGCAUGGCACGACAUUCCUUAACAUAUCUUACCACUCUUGCACUCUUCUUAAUACCUGUUAUCGCUACUUCGGGUCUUGCCAAAAGGGACUCGCCUCUAGUGACCCUUGAUUAUGGUAGCUUCCAAGGGUUUAGCUCCGCCUUCAGCACAGAGUCCUUCCUCGGUGUACCAUUCGCUGAACCUCCGGUCGGAAACCUUCGUUUGAACAAUCCCGUACCGCCUUCUUCCUUUAGCGGCGUAAAGAAUGCUACCUGGUAUGGUAACGCCUGUCCUCAAAUGUCCUUACUGGCCCCUGGAGUACCACUGCCAAAUAAUCCUGGCUUGGCUGGUGUGACCACCUAUCUGGGUGAACUGGAGCCCCAGGGGAUUGUGGCUGCAUCCGAAGACUGCCUGUAUGCAAACGUCGUGCGGCCUGCUGGCGUUUCUGCGGGUGCUAAUUUGCCUGUUGUUGUAUGGAUUUAUGGUGGUGCGUUUAUGGCAGGAGAUGCAUCGGCCUACAAUGGGACCAGCAUAAUUGCGCGGUCCAUGAGUUUAAAAACUCCUAUCGUUUAUGUGUCCUUUAACUAUCGUCUCAAUGCUUUUGGUUUCCUUGGCGGUAGAGAAGUGCAAGAAGCAAACUUGGGUAACCUUGGGUUGUACGACCAGCGCCUAGCACUUGAAUGGGUCCAGAAGUACAUCUCCACCUUUGGCGGAGACCCAGGAAAAGUGAUCAUUUGGGGUCAAAGUGCCGGAUCUAUCUCGGCGAUGCUGCAAAUGGUAGCAUAUGACGGGGAUUUGAACGGAUUGUUCCAAGGUGCUAUCAUGGAAUCCGGGUCCGCCGCACCCAUACACGAAAUUACCUCAGAACAGCAGCAGGAAAAUUAUGAUUUCCUUAUCGCACAAACGAACUGCGGUGGCGCAAGUGACACACUCGGCUGCCUCAGGGAAGCACCCUACGAAGCCAUCGCGAAUGCUACCGCGCAGAUGACCGCUUUACUCUCCUACCAAUCUCUCAACUCUACCUGGGGACCGCUUGUCGACGAUGUCUUUCUGAAGCAGACCGUUCGACAGUCCCUGAGAGCAGGCAAAUAUGCGAGGGUUCCAGUCAUCCUUGGCGAUGUCGACGACGAGGGGACCUUGUUCUCUCUCUACAGUCUCAACGUCACGACAAACGACCAGUUCCUGCAAUAUAUACGCACCGUGUUCUUGGUCGGGCUCAGCGACGCUGAGAUUAACCUUGUCGGCGAGUUGUAUCCCGACGACCCUGCCCAGGGCUCUCCCUUCGGUGUGGGCACGAAUGAUACCCUUACUCCGGAGUAUAAACGUAUUGCCGCAUUCCAAGGCGACUUCUAUUUUCAGGCCCCUCGUAGAUAUAGUUUGAGCAUCCUGUCCACGACGCAGAAUGUUUGGAGCUACAUUUGGAAGAGGGACAAGUUUGUUCCUGGAAUAGGUUCUUUCCAUGAGAGUGACCUGCAGGAGUACUACGACUUGACCGGCACAACAGAUUGGGUGGGUGCUGAUGCACUCAUCAACUUUGCUUACACCCUCGAUCCUAAUGUCCCCGCUCAAGGUUACCCGUCUGGGGCCUCUUCGUCAUUGCUGUCCGGUCUUUAUUGGUCUCAGUGGAAGCUCUGGUCUCCAGAUUUGUUGACAUUCGAGGACCCGAACGUACUCACGUUUACGAAGGAUACAUUCAGAGCAAAGGCAAUGGCGUACUUGAAUUAUCUCGAGGACCAGAUGGGAUUGUGAGAAGACACUGCAGGUGUCGUACAUACGUAGUUGCAAUAACUACUAUAGUCAACGCGCUCGUUGUGUUGUCUAUGCCUAUCGUCUGCCUACUUCUGUCAGAGCGACCCGUUGAGCGGCUCCGCACCGGAUCGAUCCAGCUGCAGUAAGACUAUGUUCUACGAGUGCCCUUGUUAUAUCGCCCCGCACGGCAG
This is a messenger RNA of Pisolithus orientalis, 1970 nucleotides long. Its product is annotated as Alpha/Beta hydrolase protein. Bases 55 to 1779 code for a protein of 574 amino acids. NCBI's taxonomy places the organism in Eukaryota, Fungi, Basidiomycota, Agaricomycetes, Boletales, Pisolithaceae. The transcript has 17 exons. The record is from RefSeq and is a predicted model, not a curated record.